Molecule: messenger RNA, 975 nt
Organism: Mya arenaria
Lineage: Eukaryota; Metazoa; Mollusca; Bivalvia; Myida; Myidae
Product: cyclin-O-like
Exons: 5
Coding region: 1-975 (324 amino acids)
Biological process (GO): mitotic cell cycle phase transition; regulation of cyclin-dependent protein serine/threonine kinase activity
Cellular component (GO): cytoplasm; centrosome; cyclin-dependent protein kinase holoenzyme complex
Molecular function (GO): cyclin-dependent protein serine/threonine kinase regulator activity
Source: RefSeq, a predicted model, not a curated record
AUGUUGACCUUCGCUGUCUUGAGGACGUCGGGGAAUGGCCGUCCACGCAAAAGAUCACAGAUGCGCAGUGCUCGUGCGACGACCAGGAGCCUGGUCAGACUGAACUGGUCGCGACAGACCACGCCCAUUAUGGGACCGGGCAGCGUUUCCCUGUGCGAUUCCGGGCUCCAGGAAUCAGUUUCUCCCAGUGUUGACCUCCGCCGUCUUGAGGAUAUGUGGGAGUUCCCGUCCACGCGCAGGGUCAAAGAUGCGCAGUGCUCGUUUACCGGCCAGGAGCAUUACGGGUUCGAGGAUUACGUGGACGACAUCUUCGCCCACCGACUCAAUAUUGAGAGUAAAUACCGUAUUGAGAGGUGUCUUAGAAACCAACCGGAGAUAAGCCCUGACAUCCGAAAGAAGCUGAUCAAAUGGCUGACGGCGAUGCAUCAUGAUUUUGCUCUAUGCCAGGACACGCUUUACCUUGCCGUACAUGUGUUCGACCGAGUGCUUACUGAGAUGGAGGUUUCAAGUGAAUGCCUUGAGCUGGUGGUUAUCGCAAGUCUUCUUGUCGCUUGUAAACAGGUGAAGCAGUCUGAGCUGAUUGUGUUGAUGGCAACCUGUUUUGACCUGAUGGCUCCCACAGUGCUGCAGUUUCUGGAGUAUUAUGCAUCUUUCAGUCUUGUAACCUGUACUGGAGACGCUGAGCUAACUGAUAGUCUGAAGGCUGCGCGUGAUGUGUCUCGUUGUGCGCUGGAGUUGUCCUUACAGGAUUAUGAAUUAUGUCAGUUCCCGCCAUCUGUGCUGGCUCUGUGUGUGUGGAGAGUUGCCGUGGAGAAGGUCAAUUAUACCAUUGACAUGCGCACAGUUCACUACACAUGUGACUUUCCCAAACUCCAGCUUGAGACCUGCAUAGCACAAGUUCACAAGUUCUUCAAAAGUUUCAAGCAGUCCGGCCAGGAAAUGUCCUCACUCUAUGAGAAGUAUGGGAACUUGUAG